Mus caroli (Ryukyu mouse) is the source of this 1087-nucleotide messenger RNA. RefSeq names its product adenylate kinase isoenzyme 1. Gene Ontology annotation, molecular function: nucleobase-containing compound kinase activity; ATP binding. NCBI's taxonomy places the organism in Eukaryota, Metazoa, Chordata, Mammalia, Rodentia, Muridae. Gene Ontology annotation, biological process: nucleobase-containing compound metabolic process. The record is from RefSeq and is a predicted model, not a curated record.
GUGUCCCAGAAGCGGGAGCGGGGCCGCGUUGCUAUGGCAACCGAGGCCCACUCUGUGGGGUGGCUUCUUAGGCUCUUCUGGGGCGGGUCUGAGGUUCCGUUGUCUCUGUGUCCUGGGAUCUGGGGAUCCUGAGGAUCUUGCAAAAUGAGUCCCUUGUGACGUAAAGCGGAGCCGGGGACUCGGUGCAGGGUGGAGACAGGGCCCCAGCGUACCCCGGCAUUGCGGGCGGGAUGGGUCUGUGCGAGUCCACGCUGCCCCAGCUGGGCAGAACUUUGAGGCCCCAGGAGAAGGAUAUCCUGAGGUAUCCCCUGAUCAUCUUUGUGGUGGGGGGGCCCGGCUGCGGGAAAGGGACCCAGUGCAGAAACAUGGCUCUGAAAUACGGCUUCUACCACGUGGAGCUGGGCCAGCUGCUGCGGGAGGAGGCUCAGAGAAGCACCCAGAGGGGACGGCAGAUCCGGGACAUCAUGCAGAAGGGACUCCUGGUACCUACGGGUUUGAUUCUGGACAUGAUCAGUGACAACUUGUUGUCUUAUCCAAAGAUCCGCGGCUUCCUCAUCGAUGGCUUCCCCAGAGAGCUGGAACAGGCCAAAGAGUUUGAGCGGAUUGUGGGCAGGGCCCCCAACAUAGUCAUAGUGUUUGACUGCUCCAUGGAGACCAUGGUGCGCAGAGUGCUACGACGAGGACAGGUGGAGCACCGGGCAGAUGAUUCAGAGCCGGCCAUCCGCAAGCGCCUAGAGACGCACUACACCCUAUGUGAGCCUGUCCUGACCUUUUACCAGCAAAAGAACCUUCUACGACAUAUACUGGCCGAAGAAGCUCCUGAAAGCAUCUUUGCCAAGUGCUGUUCCGUCAUUGAGAGUCUGUUGUGAGCUAGGUAGGACUGGGCCAACAUCUGGCCUACCACACAGCAAAGAACCCAGACCUGAGGGUUACGCUUAUAACAACUAGGAAAAAGCAGCAUACAUCUGCUUCAGAAGCCUACUUGAAGGGCAGGGGAGACAGACCGACAGAUCACAGCCAGCAGGACAAAGGGAGGUUUUUGAUACCAUUUAUUUGUGAAGUUAAAAACGAGCGAUAAAAAGUAAAA